AACAGAAUAAAAGUUAAGAAAGCCCCACUAACAGAAUGAAGCUUCAGAUAACUGUGUUUGUCCUAAUCCUCUGGACUGAAGUGCUGGCAGAUCAGAGCCCAGGGCCAGGCCCCGAGUAUGCAGAUGUGGUGUUCCUGGUAGACAGCUCUGAUGACCUGGGGAGUAAGUCCUUCCCGUUUGUGAGAACUUUCCUCAACAAGCUGAUCACCAGCCUCCCCAUAGAGGCCAGCAAGUACCGUGUGGCCCUGGCCCAGUACAGCGAUGCUCUCUACAACGAGUUCCAGCUGGACACCUUCAAGAACAGGAACCCCAUGCUGAACCACCUGAAGAAGAACUUGGGGUUCAUCGGUGGGUCCCUGAAGAUAGGCAACGCCCUGCAAGAGGCCCACAGGACCUAUUUCUCCACUCCCACAAAUGGAAGAGACAGGAAACAGUUCCCCCCAAUCCUGGUGGUGCUGGCUUCAGCAGAGUCUGAGGAUGAUGUGGAAGAGGCUUCCAAGGCCCUGCGGGAAGAUGGGGUGAAAAUCAUCUCGGUGGGGGUGCAGAAGGCUUCUGAGGAAAACCUGAAGGCCAUGGCCACAUCCCAGUUCCAUUUCAACCUCAGGACUGCCAGAGACCUCAGUGCGUUUGCCCCAAACAUGACACAGAUCAUCAAAGACGUAACUAAAUACCGGGAAGGAACAGCUGUGGCCCCAUUGACACCUGCAGCCCCAAUAACACCUGGAGUCCCAACCACAGCUGCAAUCAAUGCUAAUAUGACAGUUCCCUUUCCCACAUCCUGUCAGAAGGACUCCCUUGCAGACAUUAUAUUCUUGGUGGAUGAGUCAGUGGGGACCACAGAAAAUCUGAGGGCCCUGCAGAACUUCCUGGAGAAUGUCACCAGCUCUGUGGAUGUGAAGGACAAUUGCAUGCGACUUGGACUGAUGAGCUACAGUGACAGGGUUGAGACUAUUUCUUCCCUGAAGUCAAGCACCAACCAGUCUGAAUUCCAACAGCAAAUCCAGAAGCUCUCCCUCCGGUCUGGGGGGUCUAAAGUUGGGGCUGCCAUUGAGCAGAUGAGGAGAGAAGGCUUCUCAGUGUCCGGUGGCAGCAGAAAGGCACAAGGGGUCCCUCAGAUUGCCGUGCUGGUCACCCACAGGCCAUCAGAUGAUGCAGUGCGGAACGCUGCACUGGAUCUUCGCUUGGAGGGUGUAACUAUGUUUGCUCUGGGCAUCCAAGGUGCCAACAACACACAGUUAGAAGACAUAGUGUCCUAUCCUUCCAAGCAGAGCAUUUCCACACACAGCUCCUACAGACACUUGGAAUCGUACAGUGGGAACUUCCUGAAGAAGAUCCACAAUGAAGUCUGGAGCCGAGUUUCUACCCAUGCUGAACAAAUAGAGCUUGAUAAAACUGGCUGUGUAGAUACAAAGGAGGCUGAUAUCUAUUUCCUCAUUGAUGGCUCGUCCAGCAUCCACAAGAAACAGUUUGAGCAAAUCCAGAUAUUUAUGUCGUCUGUGAUAGACAUGUUUCCCGUCGGUCCCAACAAUGUCCGAGUUGGAGUCGUGCAGUAUUCACAUAAGAAUGAAGUGGAAUUCCCUGCCUCCCUCUACCUGGAUGGCAUUGCCUUGAAGAAGGCUGUUUUUAACAUCAAGCAACUCAAAGGUCGUACAUUCACUGGGAAAGCCCUGGACUUCAUACUGCCGAUAAUAAAGAAGGGGAAAUCAGAGAGGGCAAAUGAAAUCCCCUGUUAUCUCAUUGUACUGACCGAUGGGAAGUCAGAAGACAGUGUUCUAGAACCUGCCAACAGAAUAAGGGCUGAAGAUGUCACCAUUCACGCAGUCGGGAUUGGCGAGGCGAAUAAAACACAACUGCAACAAAUUGCUGGGAAAGACGAAAGGGUCAACUUUGGGCAGAAUUUUGAUUCCCUAAAGAACAUAAAAAAUGAAAUUGUUCACAGCAUCUGCUCUGAAAAAGGUUGUGAAGAUAUGAAGGCUGACAUCAUGUUUUUGGUGGACAGUUCUGGAAGCAUAGGGGAUACAAAUUUUGAGAUAAUGAAAACCUUCAUGAAAAACCUGGUGGGGAAGAUUCAGAUUGGUGCCAGUAAGAGCCAAGUUGGCGUUGUUCAGUUCAGUGAUUAUAAUAAGGAAGAAUUCCAGCUCAAUACAUUCUUCACACACAAAGACAUUUAUGCCGCAAUAGACAGGAUGUCGUCCAUCAAGAGAAACACUUUGACCGGAAGUGCACUAACCUUUGUAAAUGAGUACUUUGACCUUCCCAAGGGGGGGCGUCCCCAGGUUAGAAAAUUUCUCAUCCUCCUCACAGAUGGGAAAGCCCAAGAUGAAGUAGGGGGUCCUGCCAUGGCUCUCAGGAACAAAGGUGUGACCAUCUUUUCUGUGGGUGUAUAUGGUGCCAAUAGGGCUGAGCUGGAGGAAAUCAGUGGGGAUGGCAGCCUGGUUUUCCACGUGGAGAACUUUGACCAUCUGAAGGCAAUAGAGAGUAAACUCAUCUUUCGUGUGUGUGCUCUGCAUGAUUGCAAGAGGAUCGAACUCUUAGAUAUUGUGUUUGUGCUGGACCAUUCAGGCAGCAUAGGUUCACAACAACAAGAGAGCAUGAUUAACCUCACCAUCCACUUGGUGAAGAAGGCAGAUGUUGGUAGGGACCGAGUCCAGUUUGGAGCUCUCAAAUAUUCCAACAAUCCUGAGAUUCUUUUCUAUCUUAACACAUACUCAAGCAAAUCAGACAUCAUUGAGCACCUGAGGCGGCCCAGGGCCACCUCAGGGGAAACCUACACUGCCAAGGCUCUUCAGCACUCCAACAUCCUGUUCACAGAAGAGCAUGGCAGCCGCCUGAAGCAAAAUGUGAAACAGCUGAUGGUUGUCAUCACGGAUGGCGUGUCGCAUGACCGAGAUAAACUCAAUGACACAGCGUGGGAACUAAGGGACAAAGGCGUCACCAUCUUCGCAGUAGGUGUCGGAGAUGCCAACCAAGGUGAACUGGAGACCAUGGCAGGGAAGAAAGAAAACACUGUCCAUGUAGACAAUUUUGACAAACUGAGAGAUACUUACCUGCCUCUGCAAGAAACUCUGUGCAAUAAUUCACAAGAGACCUGUAACCUUCAGGAAGCCGAUGUGAUUUUCCUUUGUGAUGGCUCUGACAUGGUGUCUGAUUCGGAGUUCGUUACCAUGACAACUUUCUUGUCAGACUUAAUUGAUAAUUUUGACAUUCAGUCUCAAAGAAUGAAAAUUGGGAUGGCUCAAUACGGGAGCCGGUAUCAGGAAAUUAUUGAGUUGGAAAGCUCUCUGAACAAGACUCAGUGGAAGUCUCAGGUCCAAACUGUGGCCAGGAGCAAGGGCUUUCCACGAAUUGACUUUGCUCUUAAGCAUGUGAGCGACAUGUUUCAUCCCUCUGUCGGUGGAAGGAGAAACAAUGGUGUCCCUCAAACUUUGGUUGUCAUCACGUCCAGUCAUCCCCGCUAUGAUGUGGCAAAUGCAGUGAAAGUCCUGAAAGACCUCGGCAUCUGUGUCCUGGCUUUGGGCAUAGGAGAUGUUUAUAAGGAACAACUCCUGCCCAUCACAGGCAGUUCGGAAAAGAUAAUUACUUUCCGAGACUUUGAUAGAUUGAAGAGUGUGGAUGUGAAGAAAAGGAUGGUCCGUGAAAUCUGCCAGAGCUGCGGGAAAGCCAAUUGCUUUGUGGAUGUCGUGAUCGGGUUCGACAUUUCCACUCACCAUCAGGACCAGCCUUUGUUCCAGAGCCAUCCCCGCUUAGAAUCAUACCUCCCAAACAUCCUAGAGGACAUCACCUCCAUCAGAGGUGUGAGCUGUGGAGGAGGUGCGGAGGCACAGGUGAGCCUGGCCUUUAAGGUGAACAGUGACCAAGAGUUCCCAGCCAAGUUCCAAAUCUACCAGAAAGCAGUGUUUGACAGCUUGCUGCAAGUCACUGUCCGUGGGCCAACUCAUCUGAAUGCACAGUUCUUGCAGUCACUGUGGGACAUGUUUGAGGAUAAAUCUUCAUCCAGGGGCCAGGUGAUGCUUAUCUUCUCAGAUGGUCUCCAUGGUGAAAGCAUCACCACUUUGGAGCAGCAGUCAGACAGGCUCAGAGAAGCAGGACUUGAUGCUCUAUUGGUGGUGUCUCUUAACACAUUCACAAAUGGUGAGUUUUCCAGCUUUGAAUUUGGAAAAGGAUUUGACUACAGGACCCACCUGGCCAUUGGAAUGACAGACCUGGGCAAGAAGCUUUCACAGUAUCUGGGAAACAUCGCAGAGAGGGCUUGUUGCUGUACAUUUUGUAAAUGCCCAGGGAUUCCAGGACCUCAUGGAACCCGGGGACUCCAAGCCUCGAAGGGUUCUUCAGGCCUCAAAGGCAGCAGAGGACACAGGGGAGAGGAUGGAGACCCUGGAAGACGAGGAGAAAUUGGACCUCAAGGAGACAGAGGGAUCACAGGAUGUCCGGGGACUCGAGGCCAAAAGGGAGUCAAAGGAUUUGCUGGAGCUCAGGGAGAACACGGAGAAGAUGGGCUUGACGGACUGGAUGGAGAAGAGGGAUUUUAUGGAUUUCGUGGAAUAAAGGGGGAAAAAGGUGACCUUGGCUCUCAGGGCAGCCCAGGUUCCAGAGGUACCCCUGGGGAAAAUGGAGAGAAGGGCUUCCCAGGGGAUCCCGGUAACCCAGGACGAGACAGCACCACCAAAGGCCAGAAGGGCAUCAAAGGAGACCGAGGAAGACAAGGGAGAACUGGGCAGAAGGGGACACAAGGCAGUUCUAGCCCCAGAGGGAGCAGGGGAAUGGAAGGCCGGAGGGGACCCCCUGGUCCCUCGGGGGAAGCUGGAAACCCGGGGCCUCAAGGUACCCAGGGACUAGAAGGACUGCAAGGCCCACAGGGGUCCAGUGGAAAUCGCGGCGGGAAAGGAGAAGAAGGAAGUCAAGGGUAUCAGGGUCCUCAGGGUUCUCCUGGGCCAGCAGGAUCUAGAGGGAGUAUUGGAAGACCUGGGUUUUGGGGGAGAAAGGGAGAACCUGGAGUUCCUGGAGACCCAGGACCAGUAGGGCCCCCUGGACAUCGAGGAAACCAGGGAGAGCAUGGCAUCCCAGGCUAUGGCCAGAUGGGACGAAAAGGAGUUAAGGGCCCAACAGGAUUCCCUGGGGAUCCCGGGCAGAAGGGUGAUGCUGGAGACCCUGGAAUUCCUGGGGGACUUGGACCCAAAGGAUUCAAGGGAUUGACUCUCUCUCAAGGCUUGAAAGGUGAGACUGGACUACCAGGCUCUCAAGGCCCUCCCGGACGGAGAGGUCCUAAAGGCACAGCAGGGCAGCCUGUGUAUUCGCCCUGUGAUCUGAUCCAGUUCCUGCGGAACCACAGUCCCUGUUGGAAAGAAAAGUGUCCUGUGUAUCCGACAGAGGUGACAUUUGCUCUGGACCAGUCCUCUGGUAUCACAGAGAGGAGAUUUAAUGAAACAAGAGACAUCAUCACUUCCAUUGUUAAUGACCUCAACAUCAGGGAGAAUAACUGUCCUGUAGGAGCACGGGUGGUUGUAGUUUCCUACGACUCAGAUACACGCUAUCUCAUCCGUGGGUCUGACUACCGGAGCAAGAAACAGCUCCUUCAGCUUCUUUCCCAAAUAAAAUAUCAAGUCCCCCAGAAGGCCAGGGACAUUGGCAAUGCGAUGAGGUUUGUGGCCCGCAAUGUUUUCAAGCGGACAUCUUCUGGAGCCAACGCCAGAAGAGUUGCAGUGUUCUUCAGCAAUGGCCAGCCAACCAGUAGAGAGCCCAUCCUCACGGCCACCAUGGAGUUCAGUGCCCUGGACAUCAGCCUUGCAGUCUUUGCUUAUAACGAAAGAGUUUUCCUUGAUGAGGCUUUUGGGUUUGAUGACACUGGGACAUUUCAGGUGAUUCCAGUUCCCCCAGUGGGGAAUUAUGAGCCCCAGGAAAGGCUUCGGCGCUGCACACUUUGCUAUGACAAAUGUUUUCCAAAUACUUGUGCAGAAGAGACUUUUGUUCCUGAAAACUCAUACAUGGAUGUGGCAUUCCUUUUAGACAAUUCCCAUAAUAUAGCCAAUGAUGAUUUCCAAGCCAUGAAAACAUUGGUGAGCUCAGUGAUUGACAACUUUCACAUCACUUCAAACCCUUCAGUCUCAGACUCUGGUGACAGGAUUGCUUUGCUGAGCUAUUCUCCCUCAGAGAAUUCCAGAAAGAAGCACAGAGUGAAGACAGAGUUUGAGUUUACAACCUACGACAACCUGUCCAGCAUGAAGAACUAUAUUCAUACAUCCCUCCAACAACUAAAUGGAGAUGCCGCCAUCAGUCUUGGCCUACAGUGGGCCAUGGAAGGUCUCUUCCCGGCAACCCCCAAUCCAAGAAAACACAAGGUCAUCAUUGUGGUUUCAGCUGGUGAGAAUCAUGAGGAGAAGGAGUUUGUGAAGACGGUAGCUUUGAGGGCUAAAUGUCAAGGCUAUGUUAUAUUUGUGGUUUCUCUGGGCUCCACACAAAGAGAUGGGAUGGAACAAUUAGCAAGCUACCCACAUGAUCACCAUCUGAUACAGCUUGGGAGAAUGUACAAGCCAGAUAUGAAUUAUAUUGUGAAGUUUCUGAAGCCAUUUAUAUAUUUUGUCAGACAUGGAUUCAAUCAGUACCCACCACAGAUGCUGGAGGGUGAUUGCAGGCGCAUCCAUUCAGAGAGAGGAGAUGGGCCACGGCAGCGCAGCCUCCGACUGGCUGCUAAGCUGCAUGAGGUUUCUGCAACCAAGAGCAGCCUUCUUAGUCAAGAACUGUCUGCUGGGAAAGGCUCAUCGUUUAUGUUGGAGAACCAUGGAGGUGACCAUUUGGUUUACAUUCCAAACCAAACGCUGGAACCACACAUGCUAGUGAGUCACCAUGGAAACGAUCAGGAAUCUACAGGGAUGGCAAGUCUCACUUCUGAACAUGAAAAACCUGGCAGAAAAGAAUUGGGUCUUGCUGAUGAGCUGGAGGAUGCUUCUCUUCAAGAUUAUUACAUGGAUGUGGCUUUCCUCAUAGAUACUUCUCAAAGAGUCGGAAAUGAUGAGUUUAAGGAAAUGAGAACCUUGAUAACUUCAGUACUGGAUUACUUUCACAUUGCCCCAGAUCCACUGACCUCUGUCUUAGGAGACAGAGUGGCUGUCCUGACCUAUUCUCCUCCAGACUAUCUGCCAAACACUGAAGAAUGUCCAGUCUACCUGGAAUUUGAUUUGGUCACUUACAACAGGGUACACCAAAUGAAACAUCAUCUCCAAGAGUCUCUUAAGCAGCUCAAUGGAGAUGUUUUUAUUGGCCAUGCCCUUCAGUGGACAGUUGACAAUGUCUUUGUAGGAACCCCCAACCUGAGGAAAAACAAAGUUAUCUUUAUAAUAUCUGCAGGUGAAACCAGCCCUUUAGACAAAGAAGCCUUAAGGAAUGCAUCUCUGAGAGCCAAGUGCCAAGGCUACUCCAUAUUUGUAUUUUCCUUUGGUCCUGUACACAAUGACAUAGAGUUAGAAGAAUUAGCAAGCCACCCCUUGGAUCAUCACUUAGUUCAGCUUGGCCGGACACACAAGCCAGAUUUGAACUAUAUAAUUAAGUUUGUCAAGCCAUUUGUUCAUUCAAUCAGACGUGCUAUCAACAAAUAUCCCACCAGAGACCUGGAAGCCAAGUGUGCGAACAUCACCUUCCCCAGCCCAGAGAAUGCUGGCACGGAAGAUAGUUUAUUUCUCAUCCCGGAGGUGUACAAAAUUGAGGCAGGAGAUGGAGGUGAGCUGUUUGGAGACUCAGGUUCCCAGGAACAACAUUUCUUUAUACUAGGGGAUGAUCAUGGUAACCAUUCAGGGAUCCCUGCUGAUUUGAUUCAGAAGUUGUAUAUGCUCUUCUCUUCUGGAGAAGUGAUGGUGAAUGACAAUGAAGGGUCACAUCCAGAAGAAACUGCAGCUCCAGUGAAUGGCAGACAAGAUGGUGAGGAUUCGAGAUGAGCACACAGGACAGUGUCUGCUGACAUACUGGACUCCCUAUGGUGGCUCCAGCCAGGAAGUGCCAACCAUGUAUUAGAAGGGUAGGGGCAGGAAACCAGAACUAAACUUAGUUCUCAGUCCCAAAUCUGAGGGAGGCUCUUCAGAACAAAGACAUGGAAGAGCGGACCUUUGGAAACAGGAAUGGCGCUUCAUCUCUCAGGAGGGUUAGGAACACUGAGCAAGAAGUAACAGUCUUUCAUGGGACAGCUCUGUUCAGUCAUGUUGAUCAGCUUGCAAGAUUAUCUGCAAGACAUUUGUCAUAGUUGUCAUUACAUCUGUAUCUCAAAUUAGACCCUGGAGUAAAAACAAUUUGUGAUUGUCUUUUACCUAUUUAUACAACUGUAAACUCAGUGGCUUUGGUUCUUCUAGUAGGACCCUGAGAUUGUAUUGAGCAUUCCUGUCUUCUGUAGGUGGAUUUUUUCUUUUUGGUUUUGGUUUUUUGAUUCAGGGGUUUCUCUGUGUAACUUUGUAGACCAGGCUGGCCUGGAACUCAUAGAGAUCAUCCAGUCUCUGCCUUCAAGUGCUGGGAUUAAAGGCUUGCCUGGCUCUCUGUGCAUUUUCUUUACCUGAACAUUUACAAGGUAACACACUUGUAACAAAGAAAAGGAAGGGGAGGGCUGCUUUAUGAACUGCUUGCUCACAUUGGGAACGCUUGUUUUCUAUUUUAGUGGGCAUUGUAUGUACUUGGGUUUGCUGCAAACUCUUACUAACUGUAAUCUAACUCACACCCUUUAGAAUACGAGUCCAGGAAAGCACAUAUAAAUCUACGUGGGGAAUACACAAUGCAGAAUAAGAUACAGCGGUAGUGAAUUAGUUACCACAUCCUUCAGUUUAACAUGGCACACACAGGCUGUGGAGUGCUAUUUAGACUUAAAGAUGAGUAAAGGCAUGUCAUUUGCAGGAAAAUGGGUGGAACUAGAGGUCUUUGUGUUAAAUGAGUGCUGUGUUUUCUCUCACAUGUGGAAUUUGGGGUCUGGGAGGUUGGGAAGGAGACAAAAGCAAAGGAGAUUUGGAAGGGGAAAGAAAAAUAAAAUGAGUAAUAGAGGAAAGGAAUGUUAUCAAAGUGUUUUGCAUGCUUGUAUGGAAAUGUCAUAAAGAAACCCAUUAUUUUGUACGAUUAAUGCAUAUUAAUAAAAUCACUCAAUUUGGCUAAGGCAUCAA
Molecule: messenger RNA, 9125 nt
Organism: Phodopus roborovskii (desert hamster)
Lineage: Eukaryota; Metazoa; Chordata; Mammalia; Rodentia; Cricetidae
Gene: Col6a5
Product: collagen type VI alpha 5 chain
Exons: 40
Coding region: 36-7925 (2629 amino acids)
Biological process (GO): extracellular matrix organization
Molecular function (GO): extracellular matrix structural constituent conferring tensile strength
Source: RefSeq, a predicted model, not a curated record